Phaethon lepturus (White-tailed tropicbird) is the source of this 1848-nucleotide messenger RNA. It is a transcript of the gene DOLK, whose product is annotated as dolichol kinase. Gene Ontology annotation, molecular function: dolichol kinase activity. Gene Ontology annotation, biological process: dolichyl monophosphate biosynthetic process. Lineage: Eukaryota; Metazoa; Chordata; Aves; Phaethontiformes; Phaethontidae. Gene Ontology annotation, cellular component: endoplasmic reticulum membrane. The transcript has a single exon. The record is from RefSeq and is a predicted model, not a curated record. The coding region runs from base 100 to 1671 and encodes 523 amino acids.
CAGUAGCAUGAAAGGGAAUUCUUCCUAACGGACAACUGUUGAGCACAUCAGUACUCACGAGAAAGAUUUUGAAAGCUUGAGCCACGUGUGACUGGAAUCAUGUUAAACAAGCCGGUGCUGGUGGAAUCCCUGAUCGUGUUCAUCAUCGUUCUCUUUGUGCACGCAGUGGUGUGGGACCGGUAUUCCUGGUGCGCUGUCGCUCUCGCCAUCCAGGCUUUCUAUGUCCAAUUCAAAUGGGACCGUCUGCUCCAGCUGGGUGGGGCUGUAUUCCAGUUCCGUACAGCAGCUAACAGUGGCCUGCUGCCAGCUAGCAUGGUCAUCCCCUUGUUGGGGAUAGCGAUGAAGGAGAGGUGCAAGUCUGCUGGCAUUGUGUACUUUGAACGUUUUGGCAUAGUUGUAGCUUCCACUGGCAUGCUGGUUGCUCUUUUUCUGUCUGUAAUAGCGGUUGGCAUCACAAAACCUGUGCCAACCAACACUUGCAUACUUACUGGGGUUGCUGGCAGUAUAAUUAUCUAUACCAUGAAGCACUCUUUGACUGUUUCAGAAGUGAUAGAGGUACUAGAAGUGCUGCUAAUUUUUGUCUACCUCAGUAUGAUCUUGCUGUACUUGCUGCCUCGAUGUUUUACUCCUGGAGAAGCAUUGCUGGUUCUUGGAGGUAUAAGUUUUGUUCUCAAUCAGCUCAUUAAACGCUCACUGAAUGUAAUCGAGGGCAGAGGUGAUCCCAUAGACUUUUUCCUUCUGGUAGCAGUUGUUGGAGUUGUUCUACUUGGACUGUUUUUCACUGUGCUCUUCAUUUUCAUGGAUUCGGGUACGUGGAUCUCCUCCAUGUUUUUCCACAUGAUGACAGCAGUGCUAGGCUUAGGGGUCAUCAUGCCCUGGCUGUACCGACUGAUCCAGAGGAACCCUUUGUUCUGGCUACUCCAGUUUCUGUUUCAGACACAGACAAGAGUCUACCUUCUUGUAUAUUGGAGUUUUUUGGCUGCUUCAGCAUGUGGCGUAGUUUUCUACCAGAAUGCUAAGAGAUCAUCUGAAUCUAAAAAACACCAGGCCUCAACUAUAACCAGGAAAUAUUUCCAUUUCAUUGUUGUAGCUACUUAUGUUCCUGGACUGAUCUAUGACCACCAGCUUCUCUACGUUGCUGCAGUACUGUGUCUGGCAGUGUUUAUCUUCUUAGAGUAUAUUCGGUACUUCAGGAUCAAACCAUUUGGCCAAACCCUUAGGCAUCUGCUGUCUCUCUUCUUGGAUGAAAGAGAUAGCGGACCUUUAAUUUUGACUCAUAUUUAUCUCCUCCUUGGCAUGUCUCUCCCAGUAUGGUUGUUCCCCAGAUCUUGCGCUCCUAAGGGUACCUUGUCUGGGGCAGGAGCACUGGUCCCCUACUCUGGGGUACUGGCAGUAGGGGUAGGAGACACUAUUGCCUCCGUUUUUGGCAGUACAAUGGGGGAAAUCAAAUGGCCAGGAACAAAGAAGACCUUUGAAGGGACAAUGACAGCUAUUUUUGCUCAGAUCAUAGCUGUGGCUCUUAUUCUGAUCUUUGACAGCAGCGUGAAUCUGAACUCUGGCUAUGCCUGGAUUCUGGCGUCUGUGAGUUUAGUUUCUCUUUUGGAAGCUUACACUACCCAAAUCGAUAAUCUGCUGUUGCCUCUCUACCUCCAGAUAAUGUUUAUGGCUUAGAAGUACUUCCAGGAACAGAAGUACUGUUCUUCUUUCUAGAGAAAAGGGGUAAUAGAAUAUGCACUGUAAUGAGAGCUCAAAGCUGAUCUAAACACUUUUGGUAUUUGCUAUUUAUCUGCUUUUGGUACAGCAGAUAAAACUGUUAAAAAUGUAAAUGAAAGACCUAUUUAAAAUAAA